Plasmodium gonderi is the source of this 603-nucleotide messenger RNA. RefSeq names its product variable surface protein. The record is from RefSeq and is a predicted model, not a curated record. NCBI's taxonomy places the organism in Eukaryota, Apicomplexa, Aconoidasida, Haemosporida, Plasmodiidae. Bases 1 to 603 code for a protein of 200 amino acids. The transcript is spliced from 3 exons.
AUGACAAUAGAUACUGGUAAAUGCAAAAGUGUUCCUUCUAUACAAGAAUUAUUUAAUGCAUGGAAUAGAGAUACUAAUAUUGGUAGUUCUUCGUUUAUGAAACAUAUGCAAUUAUAUGGUUCAAUAAUGAUUCAAGCUUCUGAACUGUUUAAAAUUAUUUGCUUUGUAAAAGAUUAUUUGUACCAUGAUUUAUCCAGAUGUAAUAAAAUUUACAAUGUCGAUUUUUCUGAUUUCAAUAAAUGGUUACAAGAAAAAAUGAAUGAUAAUAUAAGCAAGGCUGAAAAUCCAGAACCCAAAGCAUUAUGGGAAAAAUACAUUGGUACUUUAUUAAAUGAAAUACGAUAUAAAUUGAUGGACAUUAAUGAUUCUUGUAAAACAGGUUCUACUAACGCUGAGUGUCUUCAUUCUAAUUCAUUAAACAUCAUUUUUUCUCUUUGUUUUCCACUGCUAGUGACAGUUGUUCUAACAUUUUAUUUUUUAUUUAAUAAAUUAUUGAGAAAAUAUAUAGAAGAUAGAAAUAGUUUUAGAAAUAGAGAUUAUGUUACAUUAGACUCUGCAAAGAAAAGGAUUAAUAUGCUUUACCUAUUAAGUGAAAAUUCUUAA